Messenger RNA from Folsomia candida, 2114 nucleotides. RefSeq names its product toll-interacting protein. NCBI's taxonomy places the organism in Eukaryota, Metazoa, Arthropoda, Collembola, Entomobryomorpha, Isotomidae. The transcript has 6 exons. Bases 154 to 1065 code for a protein of 303 amino acids. Gene Ontology annotation, molecular function: ubiquitin binding; ubiquitin conjugating enzyme binding. The record is from RefSeq and is a predicted model, not a curated record. Gene Ontology annotation, biological process: ubiquitin-dependent protein catabolic process. Gene Ontology annotation, cellular component: cytoplasm.
GUAACACAGACCAUAUACAUAAUCUGGACAUUGCUCUCCUCCAGCAGAAUUUAUUGGCAAAUUAAUUUAAUUACGGUGAAAGUUAUACUUGUCCUAGAGAAAAUUGUGUGUAAGUAAUAGGGAGUGAAAUUCGGUAGGUGUAGGUAGCAAGAAAUGGCGACAUCGCUAGACCCCGAGGAAUUUAAACGGCUCGAGAGACGAAAACGUGUCUUGAUUGGUGCAUUACCUGAGGGAUUUUUGACCCUGGGAGGUGCAGUGCGAGAUGUUCCGGAUGGGACACCUUUGACCCAGCAACAAAUUCAGGAACAAUUGGAUGAACAAGCAGCCAUUGCGUUGCAUCAACAAUUAAAUGCUUCUGCCGGUCCGAGAAACGCUUAUCCACAACCACAACCUAUAAAUAUCAGGGGGAGGUUGCUUAUUUCUGUGAUGCAGGCAAAACUAUUGAAAAAUUAUGGGAUGACAAGAAUGGACCCUUAUGUAAGGAUUCACAUUGGUCACCACAUCUACGAAACUCCUACGGAUGUUAAUGGUGCCAAAAAUCCGAAGUGGAAUAAGACGAUCCAGUGCUUUCUCCCUGUGGGUAUCAAUCAGAUCUACCUAGAAAUAUACGACGAAUGCAACUUUUCCGUGGAUGAACUAAUAGCUCACGCAAACAUAACGAUUCCAGAAGAAAUCUUCAAGGGAGAAACAAACGAAGAAUGGUAUCCCUUGAAUGGAAAGCUGGGCGAUGGAAAAGAGGGGCAAAUUCUUCUCGUGUUCAGUUUUAUGGCUGCACCAGUGGGGCCACAAGCUCCAUUCGUUGGCUCAGUACCUUACAUUCCUCCCGGCGGUGCGGCAAAAAGACAUCAUCACCACACGCCCCCCGUUCCACAAGUUCAUGUCAGCGGCCAACCAGUCAGUCAAGUUGUCCCGGACGAAUCUAGACCACAGUUUAGCGAAGAUGAUUUCAAGCAGCUGAAAGAAAUGUUUCCCAACAUGGACGCAGAAGUUGUCCGUUCGGUCUAUGAAGCUGGGGGGUUCAGCAAAGACUCUGCAGCAAAUGCCCUUUUGGGAAUGUGUGACUAAAUUAUUUUUGUGGUUCCCAUUCCGCACAAGUAAACUUUAUAAUGGAAUUUCCUAAUUAAUGUAUUUAUCCUGUAACAUAUAUAUAUUGUAUAUUGGAUACAUUGUUCAUGUAUAGAUUGUAACGAGGCUUUAGCUUAUUUUUGUUGGCCGAUGACUGCUAAUGAACCAUAAAAUCGAAAUAUUGUAACUUUAAGCUUAACUGUAUUAUUGAAACUGUGCUUAAUAUGCUAACAAUAUAUUUACAAAUUAUCCAUAUAAUUUUCAUGGUGGCGAUGAUGAAUUAGUAUUUUUGUUACAGUAUUGUCUUCUCUGUAUCGGUCGCGGUUUAAUUUAGGUUGAAUUGCUUAUUGUAACAAAAUGUUGAUUAGUUUUACGACGUUGUGAAAUUGUGAUGAAACCGUUGUUAAUUGGCUAGUUUAGUUUAAUUUAUAUAAUCGGCGAACCGUUAACAAUUUAUUCUAUGGAACUUGAAGUACCUUUUAUAAUCAAUACUUGUCCUGAUUUUCAACGAAUAUAAUUAAUUAUAUAAUAGCUCAUUAAUUGUUAAUUAAUUAUCGGUAUUGGUGUGAUUGUCCAGUGAAACGAUUAUAAUGAUUUUUAUUUAAAAUUUACAAGAUUCCAGUCAAAAUAAGUAUGUAAUAUUGAAUUCUUUGGCCAAAAUAAGAUAUGCGCUUUGGAAUGUAAUUUAAUCAUUUCUAUCAAUUGUUGUACUCGUAAUUAUUGUACUGUUUUAUGUUAGACAUAAUUAACUACUCCACAAAUUAUUAUACGUACACAAGUCCCAUGAAUUGUAAUCUCCCAACUAUACGACCACUACUAAUUAACUAAUUAUAAUUAUAGAGUAUGCAUGCAUGUCUAUCGGUGUAUUAUGCAAAUUUUCCAUGUUGUAUGUACGUGUCUGCAUUUAAUAAUAACGAUGCUACCUAUUUUUGUGUAUUGAUGUCGUAAUCUUAAUUGUUAGUCUUUGUAUGUGUAACAUCCUCCUCCUCCUUACUUCAUUGUAUACCAAUUACUCAGAAUAAUAAAGACAUGAAUCAACACACAUUAAA